AUGGUAGCGGAGGCAGACGUUUCCGGCAAAGAAGCCGCCGCCUUGAUAUUCACCUACGGAACGUUAAAAAGAAACUUCUCGAACCACCCUCUUCUCCAAGACCUAAUCCUGAACGGCGACGCCUCUUUCAUCGGAACCUACCGCACCGUCCAAAAUUACCCUCUUGUAUGUGGCCCCUACCGUGUCCCCUUCCUUCUCAACAUUCCUGGGUCGGGUCAAUCUGUGCACGGAGAACUGUACUCCGUCUCCACGGACGGGCUUUCGAGAAUGGACGAACUGGAAGGAACCUCACGCGGUCACUACGAGCGUCUCCCUAUCAAGGUGGUUCCUUCCGGUGAGGAGAUGGAGGCAAAGAUAACAUGCGCCGAGGCAUAUUAUGCGCACGGGAGCUACGCGAUGGAGAUGUGGAAGAAGAAUGGAAAACAAGGGUUGAAGUGUUACACGGAGAAUGAAACAAUUGGGUAUGUUAAGCGUAAAGAUAGACCUCAACAUUUGACUUUCCUUGAUCAUAUUCGAUUGUUCCUUUCCGAUUGA
Vicia faba (fava bean) is the source of this 534-nucleotide messenger RNA. Lineage: Eukaryota; Viridiplantae; Streptophyta; Magnoliopsida; Fabales; Fabaceae. The record is from the annotation of a GenBank genome assembly.